ACCAAAACAAAUCUUCCCCUUACGCGGUGCGAUGAAUGGCUGUCGAUUUGCCACCGUAUCUGCUCCUUUUCCCAUUCAGUCGCCGGAAUCAAAGCUCUGGAGUUGAACUUUGUGUUUAGUGCCCGUGUACCGUGAUAAGAAUCUGCAAUAUGGAAGUGGAUGGAAAUACGGUUUUAGCGAGGUCGCUUAAGGAGCAAGGCGUUGAAUAUGUAUUCGGUAUCGUCGGUAUUCCAGUGGUGGAGCUUUCGAUGGCGAUACAAGCUGAGGGUCUCAAGUUCAUUGGCAUGCGAAAUGAGCAGUCUGCUUGCUAUGCUGCACAGGCCAUUGGCUAUCUAACUGGAAAACCGGGAGUAUGUCUGGUCGUACCAGGACCAGGCCUGCUCCACGUUACAGCAGGUAUGGCGAACGCUCAAAUCAAUUGCUGGCCGUUGAUUGUAGUGGCGGGAGCUGCCUUCCAAGAUCAUGAAGGCAUUGGCGCUUUCCAAGAGUGCCCUCAGGUUGAUCUGAGCAGGCCAUACUGCAAGUACGCAGCCAGACCGGCAAGCAUUCCACUCAUCCCACAGCAUGUGGAGAAGGCCGUUCGUUUGGCAUGCUACGGCCGACCUGGGGUAGCCUACUUGGAUUUACCAGGAAACAUUUUGAUGUCAAAAGUUCCCGAAGAUAGCGUCCCGAAACAGUAUGUUCAUCCCGAACGACCGAUUGCGUUCCCUAACACGAAAUCGGUGAAAGAAGCGGCCCACUUGCUUGCCAAAGCCAAGCGACCAUUGGUAAUAGUAGGCAAAGGGGCUGCUUACGCUCACGCUGAACUGCAUCUCAGACAGUUGGUGCAUCAAACCAAUCUACCGUUUCUUCCAACUCCGAUGGGCAAAGGUGUAGUUCCCGACUUGGAUCCCCAGUGUGUGGCUCCGGCUAGAACUCUCGCGCUGCAAAAAGCGGAUGUCAUUUUGCUACUUGGAGCUCGGCUCAACUGGAUGCUCCACUUUGGUCGUCAACCCCGAUUCAGCCCAAAUGUCAAGGUCAUCCAGGUUGACGUGAGUGCCGAAGAACUGCACAACAGCAUCCUCAGCUCUGUGGCCAUUCAAUCGGACAUAGUUCCGUUUACAGAACAGCUAAUCGACGAGCUGGCCACUAUGCACUUCUACUUCGACAAAAACAACGACUGGUGGGUCGACCUGAAAGCCAAGUGCGAGAAGAACAAGAAAAUUGUCCAUCAGAUGGCCAUGGAGACGAAGAUUCCGCUGAAUUACCACGCCGUUUUCCAUCACCUUCAAGAAUUAAUUCCGAAGGAUGCCAUCAUUGUCAGCGAAGGAGCCAACACCAUGGACAUUGGUAGGACUUUCUUGCACAACAAAUGGCCCCGCCAUCGCCUGGAUGCCGGAACAUUCGGUACGAUGGGUGUUGGACCGGGAUUCGCUAUCGCUGCCGCUUUGGUGUGUCGGGAUCGAUUCCCCGGUGAGAAAGUCAUCUGCGUCGAGGGCGACUCGGCAUUCGGCUUCUCCGGAAUGGAAAUUGAGACAAUGGUUCGGUAUCAGUUGCCGGUCGUAAUCGUGAUCGUCAACAAUAAUGGAAUCUACUCCGGAUUCGACAAGCCAGUGUAUGAUGAGAUGCGUACUGGGGGGGAUCUUACUCAAGUAACUCCCCCUACUGCUCUGAAUGUUGAAACACGCUACGAAGCCAUGAUGAAUAUGUUCGGACUGAAGGGGUAUUUCGUUCGCACCAUUCCGGAACUACAGGAAGCAGUCAAAGAAGCACUAAUUUUGACCGAUAAGCCAACGAUCAUCAAUGUGGCGAUUAGUCCAUUGGCUGAUCGUAAGCCACAGGACUUCCAGUGGUUGACGGAGUCAAAGCUGUAAUAUGUGAUAGAUUUUCGCAUUAGCAUGCUGGUGGUUUAUAUGUCAGCGGGCUACCAAAAUAGGUUAUUUGGGUUGUGCAGGUGUGGAUAUUUUAUGUGCUGCUUAAGGUCCGGUUCAAGAAAUAUACAUUAAAAUAAAUAUUACUAUUAUAGUUAAA
Armigeres subalbatus is the source of this 2010-nucleotide messenger RNA. RefSeq names its product 2-hydroxyacyl-CoA lyase 1 (gene Hacl). Gene Ontology annotation, molecular function: catalytic activity; magnesium ion binding; thiamine pyrophosphate binding. Gene Ontology annotation, biological process: fatty acid alpha-oxidation. The transcript is spliced from 5 exons. The record is from RefSeq and is a predicted model, not a curated record. The coding region runs from base 150 to 1853 and encodes 567 amino acids. Gene Ontology annotation, cellular component: peroxisome. NCBI's taxonomy places the organism in Eukaryota, Metazoa, Arthropoda, Insecta, Diptera, Culicidae.